UCAAGUAGAGUCACAGACAUUUUAUUUAAAUUUCACGUGCUAAAUUCAGAAAAAACAAUUUGCCUUGCGCCUCCCAACUUUUGGUAACAAUUUCUAAAAACAAAAAAUUGACAAACACAGCCUCGUGCUUGCUUUGCUAGCAAUACGCGAAGCUCCAGAUAUAGGAAGUAAGAAUGUCGAAACGGGAAACAAAAAUCACCAACGAUUUGGCCGUGCUAAACGAUUAUGCGGCUGCCGAGGCGAGACUGCUGGAUCUUUUUUCGCCGCUGUCAAGCACAGUGAGCGAGGAGCCGAAUAAUGUAAGCGGUGCAGCUGCCUUGGCGGCGACUGUGGCAGCCGCACCCUCAGCAGUCGAACAGCAAGCGGAACCGGAGCAGCCAGCUGCUGAGGAAAUGGAUCCAGCCACAGAUAAUAUGCUGCACUACAUUUCGGAUAACUCGGAUAUACGUAGCUUGCUGUCUACCAGCGAUAAAACUGGCUUCAAAGGCUUUGAUGACAAUUGGCUGGAGAAUGGCGAGGCCAAUUGCGAGGCCAAUAGCGUUGCCAGUCCACAAGUUGCCAAUGGUGGCCUAAUCUUUGGCAUGUUUCGCAAUGUGGACAACAAUGAUCUGAAUAACUAUCUUAGCUGCACUGGGCUUAGGGGCGACCGCCUGCAGGCAGUUGCUCAUGAGCCGGAGCCACGCACAGGAUUGCGUUAUGUUUACGCCAAUGGCAAUGAGGAUCCUAUGGUAGAGCAGCACAUGCUGCUGCAGCAGGCGGACAAUGAUUGCGUCAUCUAUGAGCAAAAUGUAGUGUUGCUUACAGAAGAUCAAUGCUGUGGAAUUUUAGUAUCGGCGCAUGAUAACAUGGGUAGCACCAACUAUAUGCAGCUGGUGGAGCAGGAGCAGCAGCAGUCGCAAAUGGGUGCAACGCAUGUUUAUCUUAGUGAUGCGGCCUUGGCCAAUGAACAGUCGAACGAGCAACAGCAGCUGUUAAUAGAUGCAGCCGAAGAGCAAGCGGCUGAUGAUGACUAUGAGGAGCAACAACAGCGUCCAGACAUAUGCGAGGUCUAUGAACAUGAAAUGGAGGAGCAAGACGAUGAAUGUGUUGCUGGUCCACUGGAACAUGAUAGCUUACCCUUGCAGGAGCAGGAAGAAGAGGAUGAAAUGGAGCCACAGCAGCAAGCACGACCACCACGCAGCAGCACCACAGAGUUUCCAGUUAGUUCUACCUCCAUGCCUAAUGCCAGUGACUACGAUGACUUUGAUGAUGAACUGGAAGAUUCAGCUGAGCAGCAUUUAACAGUGCCACCGCCGCCGCCAAGACGUCGCUAUGGCGGCCUGCUAAAGAAUACACUUGCUGCCGAUGCCAUGGGUCGUCAGUUGGCCAGCAUUUGUAAGUCGCAGCCACCUCUGAGUCUCAACGAGAAGGUGGCUAAUUGGAACUGUAGUCGAUCUUGUGAAGCAGUCGAGGAUGUUGAGAACUUUGCGGCAAUUUUCGAGCGCCAUGAGGCGGGCGAAAUUACCACUGAGCACCCGACCAAGCAUCAAGAUUUCUCACAGUUCUACGAGGAAAUGCAAAAGAGUCUAAGCAAAAUCUCACUGAGCAUCAGACAACGCGCUGGUUCUAACGUAUUACGACAGCAGGAGCCGUCAACAGCUGUCGACGAGCCCAUUGUGCUUGAUGAUGAUGACGAGGAUGAGGAUGAUGACUGCAUGUUGGUGCCUAUGACGCCAUCUUCAGCAACACUCAGGCCACAACCCAACGAGGAGCAGCAAACAGCGUCAUCGCCAGCAGUUGCAGUUGAAACAGAAACACAAACGCCAACGCUGUCAAUGCUGGAAACCAAGGAAACUUCUACAACAGAUUUGGUCAGCUCGGAGCCAGCGAUUCCAGGCACACAAGCGACGCAAACACCACAAUAUGAAUUUAAUCCGCUAGUCAGUUUGGAUGAACCAGAUGAGGGUUCGAUGACGCUAAUGGAACAGCAGCAGGAUAUGAUGCGGAGCAACGAUGAUAUGUUUUAUCAGCAACAUGAGUUCUGCAAUUAUUUGGGUCUAACCGAGCUGGCCACGGCCAAUGCAGUUGCCAUAGCUAUGCGUGAGCUGGCCAAGAGCACAAUGGCGCGCCGCUCUUUACGCGUGCGCACGCAAGAGCAGUUGAAUCGCAUGCGCAGCGGCGUGCGCGGCCAGCGGCGUGAGCGACGCGAGCAGCCACAGGAACAAACGCAGGAACAGGGCGAUGGCGAGCAGUUGGCCGAACAAGCAGCGCAGCAGUCAGAGCAACUGCAAACCGAGCAUCAGCGCCAACAGCUCAUGUUCGGCAGCAGCAGCAGUAGUGGCUCCAGUCUAAGUGAACAGCAAACGCUGCAGGAUGUGGCAGCGCCUGUAAACAGCGAUAAUCUCGUUUUCCAUAUGCCGCCAGAUUCCAGCAAGCAAAACUCGCAGCAUGUGCUCAACUAUUUCUAUCAAGCGCAGCAACAACAGCAGCAGCAGCAGCAGCAGCUGCAGCCAGGCGAAACAGCAUCAACUACCGCAUCAGCCAAGGAGCUGCAUGCCAAGACGCUUGAGGCAGCCUUUGCCAAGGUCUACGCUGCAGCAGCGCCAGCGCAGACAGAUCUACACGAGAAUAUACAAACAAAGCUGCGCAAAGCGCGUGAAACAAAGCCAGCAAUUUAUAUAGUGCAGGCAAUGAGCAACUCUGCGCCCAGUAGCAGUCAACAGGCACCAACUUCAACGUCACCGUCAACAGCUAGGCACAGCAAGACGCCAGAGAAGCAGACGCCGCAGCAAAGCAAAGCUGCUGGCAAAUCCACAGUCAAGUUGCAGUCGAAGAAAUCAACGCCCAAAACAGUGCCCAAGGCAACGACGCAGCGUCGACGCACUACAGCAGCUGUUGGCGUUACAGCUGUACAAUCCAGUCGUGAGUUAGUCCAACGCUCUACGCGCCAUAUGCACACCAAGCUGUUGCGCAAUCGCAAGGUGAAUAUGCUCAAGACCUAUGAGCUGUCGGAUGUUGCACGUGCCACUGGCACAGGCAACAAUAAGCAGCGUCUAAGCGGUGGCGGCACCAGCAAAGCGAACAAAACUACGCCCAAGCUGCGUAAACCAAUCGAGCUGCUGGAGCAGCAGCCGUCCAUUGUGCCGCCGCCGCAGCAAUAUCGCGUGGAUCAGCAGCAACGUGCGCAGGCCAAGCCGCGUAAGUUGCGCAUGGGCGGAGGCGCCGCCACAGCCGCACGCGCAGACAAACGCCAGCUGGAUCAGAUGGAGCAGGAACUGGAGCAACGUGUAAACAUUUGCAAGCGACUGCGCGGCAUGUCGCUGCCAAUGCCAGGCAAGUCAAACUUGUCCGAGGAGCCACCGCUUGAUGUGCCCAAUCCAAUUGCCAUUGUUAGUCCACCACCCUCAAAUGAUAUAGUGCAGCAUUUUGUGCAGAAGCUACGCAAAUCUCAAGAGCCGCCAGUUAGUUAUACGCCCACGCCCGCGCAACUCACAUCGGAAACAUUUUAUAAUUUAAAGCCAGCUCUCAUUUAUCCACCGCCUGCCGUUGCCUCUCCCACGCACUUCUCACGCCGCCCACGUCAAGCGAGUGAGCUGGCUACCCAUAACAUACAUCUAACGCCACCUGGUGGUCUGCUGAGUCUCAAUCAAGGCUCCGCAAUGUUGCCCAACCCGCUGGCGGGCAAAUUCGGCAAGGUGCUCUAUCUGUACUACGAGCUGGAGCAGCUUAUUGCCGUGCAGGAGAAGCUUAUAAGCUUUUGGAAAUACGCCAAAGUCUUUACCGUGCUGCAGAGGCCGCAAGCGUCCACAGAAGAUGCCAAGUCCUCCAAUUUGCCGCCGAGUCCAAGCAAAAUGAGUGACAACUCCAGUGACGCGGAAACACAGCGUUGGGUCUAUCUGGGCGGCAAUCGACGUCUCACCCAUGAUCUGGAAGUGCAGGCGCCCUAUGGCAAUCGCAUCUGCGUGCACAACUCCACGCCCAUCUAUGUGGAGAUGCGCAGUCAUCCGCUGGAUCAUCACAAGCGUGAGAGUAAGCUGCUGUCGCUCUACUUAAAUGUCUACUAUUACUGCGAGGAGGAAAUGCGUCCCAAGAUGCAUUCCGUGCAUUUGGAUUCGGUUAAUUGCGACUCGAAUCAGGUGAUCUAUACCAGCAUAGCAGAGUCGCGCUACUUUGUUAUGUCCUGGCAGCAGGAACUGGGAUUGGGCAAGCCACGCUCAGGGCUCUGCAAGUAUUCACUGACGCCCACGCUGGACACUUUAGCCAGCAUACGAGAGUUUAAGCAUUUGCGGCAUGAGCUGAAGCACAUUGAGUGCCUGACGGAGGAUCGGCUGAUAGGCUAUGGCUCAUCGCGUUUAACCAUUUGGGACCAUCGCAGCGGAGAUACGCUGAUGAAUUACGAUUUGGGCUUUCAACUGGGCCGCAAUUUGGGCGUAAUGCAUUUUCCCAGUUUCGACAUGGAGCAAAGCAGCAUGCUUAUACUAUAUCAGCAUGUGCGGGAGUACAAGAAGAGUCCAGAGCUGCGCAUCAUUGCCUGCGAGCUAACGGAAGCGACGCCAACGCAUCGUGUGCUCUAUGUACAUCGAUUGCCUGCACCGCAGUUCGAUACCGAACUAAUGGCGAUAAAUACGGGCGAUCAUUUGAUACUCAAGUCGGCGAGUGAGGAUGAGAUCUGGGUGAGCACCAGUGAUCCGCGCCAGUUAACCUAUUUGGCGCCGCAGGGCACGCAGCGUUAUUACACGCGUCAAAAGUCGCAGGUGAUCGAGUAUUCGCCGCAGACGCUGAACGUGGACAGCAUUGCCAACUAUAUGCUGAAGCUGGCCACGCAGCAGCAGAAGAUGAUGCUCAUGGCCGCCAACGAGGUGAUGGGUGCACUCGGCUCGUCGCAGUCUCCGUUGGACAACACCGUGUAAACCAAAUAAAAAAGUUAUAUUCCGUUUAUAAACAAAACAACAAAA
This is a messenger RNA of Drosophila busckii, 4934 nucleotides long. RefSeq lists its product as uncharacterized. Lineage: Eukaryota; Metazoa; Arthropoda; Insecta; Diptera; Drosophilidae. The transcript is spliced from 5 exons. The coding region runs from base 174 to 4889 and encodes 1571 amino acids. The record is from RefSeq and is a predicted model, not a curated record.